Molecule: messenger RNA, 3159 nt
Organism: Pecten maximus
Lineage: Eukaryota; Metazoa; Mollusca; Bivalvia; Pectinida; Pectinidae
Product: von Willebrand factor D and EGF domain-containing protein-like
Exons: 20
Coding region: 67-3144 (1025 amino acids)
Source: RefSeq, a predicted model, not a curated record
GGUCACUACUAAAGGUCACUCCUAAAGUCCGGUCCCCAUUUGUAUGUCAGGCCACUCAUCGUCAAGAUGGACAACUUGCUGGCCUUGUCUCUCUGCUUUGUCACAGUUGCUGCGGCCAUUUCGGAUCCCUGUACAAACUACCGGGACAUCUCCGAGCCCCACAGGAGUGUGGCGUUCAUUCCCGAGGGUACGGACAGACUUCUGUGUGAUCGCGCCCUACUGACGGACUGGUACCGGUUCAGUAAUGGCGACAUGCCCACGUCCUGUGUACCGUCCUAUCAUUGUGGUACUAACGCUCCUAUAUGGUACGACGGAACACUACCGUCCCCAGCCGACGGCAUCAUUACCGGGAAAGCUUGUAUCAAUUUUGGACAGACUGCCAGUGCAGCUGCCUACGGCGGAACUACAUGCUGCCACCAUUCCUUACCGAUCCAGAUAAAGAACUGUGGCUCUUACAACGUGUAUCACCUGGCCAGGACGCCCGCCUGCUUUAUGGCUUAUUGUGCAGGAAAUCAGCACGUGUGUCCGAUCGGUCAGACAAACAUCGGUUCCAACACUUGUACGGAUCUUUAUCCUAAGAUGACCCAUUUCCCUACACUGGGUCAACCUUACAUAGACCAGAACAAUCACGUGCAGUUCCCGUGCCACAUUCCGUACCCUAAGGGAGAGCCUGAUGUCGGAUUCGAUGUGACGUGGACGGUGGACGGACAACCAAUAACUGAUCCUAACACUAAUGUCCCAUUGGUGACGAAACUAACCGGGGACAGCAGAGAUGCCUUACUGGACAGCAUUCAUAUGGCCGGACACAUGGGAAAGACGCUGAAAUGUAACGUGACGUCAUACCACGUGUCAUCCCCGGGUAUUCAGAGUGACUCGCUUAGCAGCAACGGAUUCUGGGCCGGAAUAAGGGCCUCCACCAAUGCCAUCACAGCCGACGAGAAAGGUACGGAGCAGGAAGUGACGUUGGAAUCCACAGUUCCUAUUCCCUGUAACGACCCACAUAAACAAGUCUGCUCCGUCCAAGUAGAGAUGAUGUCUUCUAAGGACCCAUUCGAUAUUUCUACUACGUCCUGUACAUAUACUUUGAAAUACGACAACGCCAGUCACACCUACAAGGCCACAAUUAAGGUCACGGCCACACGUGACUUCGUCAAGGACGGAGACCAGAUUCACGAGCUGGCAUUCCGCCCCCUCCUCACGUGGACGAAUCCUAUGUUCAAUGGUUAUAAAAUCAAUCCCAUACAGGUGACAUCCCGAGACCGGCCGCACGCCCUUUGUUCCGCCUCUGGCGAUCCUCACUUCAGACAAAUAGACAGAAAAGGUCGAAUGGAUGUUUACGAAGUUGGGGAUUUCGUUAUGUACAAAAGCAAAACCAGACCGUUUGAGAUCCACAUCAGAACCUGGUCGUGUGGAAAGUAUCACCCUUGUAUCUGCGCAAUCACUGCUAGGGAGGGAAAUGACAUAGUUAGCAUAGACAUGUGCGAGAAACGGAAGAACCAGUUAGCUGCUCCAGACCUGAAAAUCCUGUCUAACGGACCUCUCCAUAGUAUGACCAUCGACCGGGAUCCUUCCGGAAAACACUUUUACUUAAACUUUGCAUCUGGCGCACGUUUAGACGUUGGAGCGCAUGUAGCCAGAGUAAACCACGGAGCUGAACUUGACGGGCACAUGAGUGUGUCGCUACAGGCACCAUCCGACGACCUUGACGAGUCGGAAGGCCUGUGUGGAACCUUUGACGGCACAGAUAUCAAUGAUCUGGAGGGAGCCGAUCGGCAUAUUUACGACUCGCAUCAUGUCCGAGAUUUCUACCACUCCUGGCUUUUGAAGCCAGGGACCAGUAUGUUCGAUAGCCAGCCAAUGUUUGACCCACGCUAUGAUCGCCCUGAAGUCUUCUGUAAAUGUGAUCACUCCAGAGCUGAUUGUACGAAGGCUAAGGGCAACAACCCCAGUGCAAAGAACUGCCAUGGUAAAUGCACCCCAAUGCAGCUUCAAGGCGGAGCCCAUCCUCGUGAUCUAGAUUACCCAUACGAGGCGCCAAUCAAACGAGAUUUCAAGUCAGUUCAUAUCGCGAAGAGGAGUUCAUUUCCGACCCCAAGUGGAAUUACUCAAGCCAUGGCUACGACAAGCUGUACCAACGCUAUCCAUGGCUCCUCCCUGUACAACCGAUGUCGAUCUGUUCUCUCACCUGAAAUUACACAGCAUUAUAUUGACGCCUGUGUGGAGGAUAUGAUGUAUGCCGAUGGGGACGUUUUCCACAUUGUCCAUAUGAAUUCUUUUGAUACCGAAUGCCAAGAUACUGUCAUGCGCGAUGUUACAAACUACGCCAUCGGUCCCGACCGUGAGAGAAUCCCACCAGCUGACGUCACAAGUCACAUGUGUCCCAAUCAAUGCAGUAGACUAGGAACAUGUCACGAGGGCACCUGUUCUUGUCACACCGGCUAUACUGGUCCUGAUUGUUCAGUCCCAGUAGGUGUCGCUCCAGUCGUCAGCCAUUUGCGCGGAGAUGGUGUGUGUGACGUCAGAGGUCGGCCAUGCAUGAAGGUGCAGGUGAUAGCCCAACAUCUGAUGGAUGGCCCAGGACUUAAAUGUCGCUACCAAAGGGUCGAGGUCCGUGAUGGAAGUCUUCAUCCAGUUGGAUCUAUCAUCGAGGCGCCAGCAAAGUUCACUAGCUUCCUUGAAGUAGAGUGUUCUCUGCCGCCCAGUGAUGUGUCUACCCGAGAUAGUACCGUAGCGGCAUUCAUGGUGUCUGUGACUACCGACGGGCAUAGGUACAGUACCCCACGCCCCUUCGUCGUGUACGAUGGUAGCUGUCAAGUUUGUGACGUCACUGGUAACUGUACACUCAAGGACAACACAUGCCUCAUCGAAAAUUCCUGUAGAGCAGCUGGCGAGCAGAGUACUGACCACACUGCGUAUUGUUCCCCAUCGACUGACCCCCACAGCUGGACCUCUGGCUCUACCCUAACAGAGAUCAACACCUACACAGCCACGCGGUCCGGUUGCCAGUGUGGUUUUGAUAAAACUAGGUUUGACUGUGCCUGUUGCAAAAAUAACGGCUGUCAGUGCGGAGACGCAAGACCCCACAUAUGUAUUUACUGUGAACACGUGGAUUCAUGUUCUUCCUACCCUGAUAUUGUCGAAUAAAUCUAACGAAGUUUA